UGUUUUCUAUAGUUUCGCCCCCUCUUUUAUUCAUUUUUAUUUUCAUUUGAACCCAGUUGUGUUUUUUUAUUAAUUUAUAUACAUCUAUACAUAUAUAUCUAAAGAAGAGAAAAAACAAAAAUUAUUUUGUUUCAACAGUUAUAAACAAGCAGAAGUUAAAAAGCAAAUCAUGUAUUGAUAUUCACAAGAUGUGUUUUUGGAAGGGAAUAACCCUAGUCUUAUAUAUACAGCUAACAGUUGGAGAUGCAUCUAUUGCAGCAACAUCAACACCAAAUACUACAUGGUCAAAGUCGACAAGUAUAGCGAAAAAAAACAUAUCAAGUGUGACAGAAAAUUGUACUAUCGCAAAUGGAAGUAUCACAGCUACUCUUCGUGUCAACAAAUCCUAUGACAUUUCACAUUGUAUAGAAUGUUUUUGCCAUUCAAAUAAAACAGUGUCCUGCUUUCAAAGAGAUUUUCAAAAGAGUACAACGAUGAUCUGCUCAAAUUGCAGCAGAUUUCCACAGGUACCAUGCAGUUUCUGCGUUGCGCCAGACAAAAGUCUAAAAUCAAACAACAUCCAAUGGCGAUUAAACGAAUUCAAAUGCGUUGUUUGUGAAUGUACGUUAGGAGUUAUUAAGUGCAAAUAUCCAAUGGAGAUUGUGUUUUCCAAUGGUAAUAGCAUGUCAUUUAAGAAACUCUGCGUUGGAGAAACCUGUCUCGAAGAUAUACAUCAAAUCAGGGAAAAGAAAAUCAACUACAAAUGCACGAUCUGCAAAGAUGACAAUGUGACAUAUUACAAUUAUGGAUGGUCACGCUUGAUUGGUGAUUUACAAAUUCCAUGCUCGUGUACCAACAGAGGAAUCAUAUGUCAAUCGUAUUUUGAAAUCGAACGAAUUUUUUUUCGUGCGACCUGCAAGAAUUGCACAAAGGAACGCGCAGUUGACACAUUCACUAAGAAAGGCUGCACCUUUCUAGGACUAAAAUUCCAACAUGGCGACUUUAAGUUCGUUUCCGUGGCUGGUGUCGUAAUAUGCCUUAAGUGUGCUUGUUACCUUGGUAACCUUCAAUGCGUGUACGAACAUAACAAACGUAUCGAAACAUGCCACGGUGUAAAAGAAUGCACAAAACUUGCCAAUAACCCAGACGUUAAAGCUAAUUGCACCAAUAGAAACAUGCUGACUUGUCCGCUACAACCAAUUUCAUGGGAAAGCAAUGGUUGCCACUAUACAUGCUUCAAAGCAAGACUGAGUAUUGUCUAUAAGCAAUUUCCAUGGUGUCAGAAACUUCUAACAACUGAAUUUUGUGCUAACUGUCCAGAUAGGUCAGCUUUUAUUUCAAAUUACACUGAUGUCAUUUUCCAAUGUGCAAGUGGAGAAUUCAUUUGGAGAGAUCGCGUUUGCAACAGACGUAGUGAUUGUCAAGAUAGUUCAGAUGAACAGAAUUGCACGAGUUAUCAAUGCAGCACGAAAGUUUCUGAUGCUGGAAUAGUGUGGCGAGCUUCGCCAGUCAAUACCACGUUACAUGUCGAUUGCAAGCUUAUAUCAACUGCUUUAGAAGGUUCAGUGUCUAAAAAAUGCUUAAUUGGAGAUCAUUUCGGCACAAGAUGGGAAGGUGAAGACGCAUGCGGUUGCGUAAAUGGAAAUAUAAGCAUGCUACUAAAAAAAGUUGUCGCAUCAAUACAAAAUAUGACAUUGCUUGAGUUGAAAAACACCAUUACCAAUUUUUACAAUUACACACGCGAGACCCAAAAUCAUAUCGAAAUAGUAAAUGCUUCCAUCGGAGUCUUAGUUGAAGCAAAGGAAAUGUAUAGAUAUAAUAUGAAUAUUUCCGGGACAUCAGAGCUUGUUAAACACCUGCUGGAUAUUGGUUAUGGGAUCUAUCACACCUAUAGUUUGUGCCACGAUGGAAACACAGAACAAGCCAAGACAAGACUUGCGCAAGUUCUGGAAGAAGUUAGCGAAAUGUAUUCUGUCGUUUCGACGAAAAAGCAUGUAAUAAAGACAAAUUAUGUUUCCCUCGUUAAAACAUUGGAUCCCAUAGAUGAGUUGAUAGCAGAGCUAGAAAAAAGACAAUUAAAGUACGGCACAAAUGGAGAAACGGAAAAUUCGAAGAAAGAAGUGUCAAAAAUAAUAUUUGAAAGUUACCACAGAAAAAUCAUUGUCAUAUUGGAGGAUGUGAUGACUGCAGUGUCUAUUGCAGCUCUUGUUACAGCACUAAUACUAUACAAAAUACUCAAAAUUAGGAACACAACUAAAGUAAUCAUUCAUAAAAAUCUAACUGUUGUAUUUCUACUCAACCAAAUUCUCCAGAAACUACCUAGUUGGCUGUUUAAUAAUCUUCAGGACGAUUCCAAGACAGUAUGUGUAACAAUCCUUGUGAUGUCGUAUUAUUUUACACUGGCAACGUUUGCUUGGAUGAUGGCAGAAGGUAUCAAUCUUGCUCUACUAGUGACUGUUGUGUUUGAAAGAAAGAAGAGAUUAUCAGAAAUGCUUGUAACUGGAUAUGGUUUGCCAUUCGUAAUAACCCUGUCUGUUUUGAUUUGUUCGACUUCAUCGUUUGUGGAUACCAAAAACUGCAUCACUAUGUCUGGAAGUUUGUGGCUGUUAAAAACACCGAUGGCUGUUAUUUUAACUGUAAAUACAUGCUUGUUCGCGGCUAUUCUAGUGGUCAUAUGCAAAAGAAAACAGAUCAUGGCUUCAAAGAACGGUUCAACACGCACAGGAAUCUCAAUAAAAGCUUUCGUCGUUUUGCUACCCCUGCUCGGUUUAACAUACAUUACCGGGUUAUUCAUUGAGUACAGUCCAAUAUAUCUUGGAUAUGUGUAUGUCUGUUGCAACGGUUUGAUGGGUUUGUUUUUACUGAUCUUGCAUUGCCUUAUGGAUCCUAAGGUGAAAACAAACUUGACAUCGUAUUGGUCAAGAAGGAGUACAAUCCGUAUUUCCACAAGAAAUUCUUCAGUCGUGAAACGUUAAUUUUUGUCCUGCCAGCACCAAGAAAGUAAAAGGAUUUAUCCGAUUAAAUCUUUGUAUAGCGUCACUUCUGCUGCCAUGGUGAAUCAUCGAUGAGGGGAAAAAAUCGGAUUUUUUUUCUUUAAAUGUCCUUUUAACAGUUGAAAAAGUCAUAUGUGAGUGUGAUCGCCUCUCUAAUUUUAAUGACUUUAGGAGAUUUAAGGAGUCAUACAACUAUAUACUCUAAAUAAAAGAAAGUCUUGUGAUUUAUAGGGAGAAGCCACCUCUUAACAAGACGUAAUGAGCUCUCCCUUAUAUUUAUUUAAUUAAAUUUUUUUUGCACACGUUCACAAUCAAUUUAUAGUUUUUGUUUUUUUCUUAAUGAUCCGUGAAGUUGUAUAUAUAUAGAGAGAACAGAAUUGUAGUUGUUAAACGUGUUCAUGGUUGCAGUAUACAGCCGAAAGCUAGUUAAAAAAAAAAUGUCAAAACC
This is a messenger RNA of Hydractinia symbiolongicarpus, 3420 nucleotides long. RefSeq lists its product as uncharacterized. Gene Ontology annotation, biological process: adenylate cyclase-modulating G protein-coupled receptor signaling pathway; cell surface receptor signaling pathway. Lineage: Eukaryota; Metazoa; Cnidaria; Hydrozoa; Anthoathecata; Hydractiniidae. Gene Ontology annotation, cellular component: plasma membrane. The record is from RefSeq and is a predicted model, not a curated record. Gene Ontology annotation, molecular function: G protein-coupled peptide receptor activity; protein binding. The transcript is spliced from 21 exons. Bases 189 to 2954 code for a protein of 921 amino acids.